Caenorhabditis angaria is the source of this 2447-nucleotide messenger RNA. The record is from the annotation of a GenBank genome assembly. Lineage: Eukaryota; Metazoa; Nematoda; Chromadorea; Rhabditida; Rhabditidae.
AUGUCGACGUGUCCGCCAGUUUUUGCUCAAUUUGAAUAUUUCACCUAUAUCGAAAUGGCUAAUAAAUCAGUGUACAUGGCGAUACCAAAAAGUGAGUCAAAGAGAAUUCGAGGACACUUGAAAUCAAUAAAUUUCCAGAUGAUGUAAACGUUGAUGAGAUCAUCGUGAAAAUCCUGAACGUCGGUGUAUCCGGUCUAACAUUCUCCUCAAUCGUUUCCGCGCAAGAAAUGGCGAAUUUAUUAGAUCUAGCCAAACCAUUAUUCAUGUCACAAGGUUCGAUGGUCGAAGUCGAGGCUCCCGUCAAAAUUUGCGGUGAUGUUCACGGUCAAUACGCCGAUGUUCUUCGAUUAUUUGAUCGUGGCGGUUUUCCACCAAUCGUCAAUUAUUUAUUUCUCGGUGAUUAUGUUGAUCGCGGACCACAAAGUCUUGAAGUCGUCACGCUAUUCAUUGCUUACAAGAUCAAAUUUCCUGGCAACUUUUUCUUGCUACGUGGCAAUCAUGAAUGCGGUGCAAUUAAUCGUGUUUAUGGUUUUCUGGAAGAGGUUACAAGAAGAUAUGGGCCGAAAUUGGGAGCGAGUUUGUGGAACUCUUUUCAAUUGACGUUUGCGUGUAUGCCGUAUACGGCAUUGGUUUCGGGAAGAAUUCUUUGUAUGCAUGGAGGGGUUAGCAAACGGGUUAGUUACGGAAAAUAUUUGGGCUGAUUUACGAGCGAAAAAAAUAUUUAAAACAUGUUUUUCAGCCAAAAAUGAUGACAAAUCGAUAUUUUUCAAGCUUCUGGAGUGAUUUCUGAUUAAAAUUGACCUUGAAAUUCAUUUUCCAGAAGGUUUUGCUGAUGAAUUUCGAAAAAAUUCAUAAAAGGGUUCUCGAAGCUUAUUUUCAUCAGAAAUCACUCCAGAAGCUUGAAAAUAUCGAUUUUUCAUCAUUUUUGGCUGAAAAACUCGAAAUACUAAUUUUGACCUACGACUUUUCGUGAAUUGAUCUUUCGAUGUUAAAAAACAUUUUUUUUUUCGUUGAAUCAGCCCUUUAGGAAAAUAUUUGGGCUGAUUCACGAGUGAAAAAAAUGUUUUUUUAACAUUGAAAGAUCAAAUUUCGAAAAAACAUCGUAGGUCAAAAUUAGUUUUUCGAGUUUUUCAGCCAAAAAUGAUGACAAAUCGAUAUUUCUGAAGCUUCUGGAGUGAUUUCUGAUGAAAAUUGACCUUGGAAUUCAUUUUCCAGAAGGUUUCGCUGAUGAAUUUCGAAAAAAUUCAUAAAAUAAAGAAAAAUAGGGUUCUCGAAGCUUAAUUUCAUCAGAAAUUACUUGAAAAAUAUCGAUUUGUCAUCAUUUUUGGCUGAAAAACUCGAAAAAAACAUUUUUUUCGUUCGUGAAUCGACCUUAUUCGGAAUUUGCCACGUCAUAGCUUGAAUUUAUACUAAUUUCCAGAUGAAAUCACUCGAUCAACUUCGCAAACUUCCCCGUCCAGUCCUCGAUGUUCCAAUUCCAUCGCUCGAAACCGAUCUUCUCUGGUCCGAUCCCGAUGAACAAGUAAAAGGUUUCGAAGAAAAUACCAGAGGAGUUGGCCAAGUUUUUGGAGCCGAAGCACUUUCCGAAAUCACCGAACGUCUUGAUGUCGAUUUGAUAGCUCGUGCUCAUCAAGUCGUUCAAGAUGGCUACGAAUUUUUUGCCAACAAAAAACUGGUCACAAUAUUUUCGGCACCACAUUAUUGCGGAAGUUUCAACAAUGCGGCGGCUAUGAUGAAUGUUGAUAAGAAUUUGACGUGCAGUUUUCAAAUUAUGCGCCCAGUUUCGAAAUUGAUGAAACAAGCUUGAAAUGAUGUUUGAGGUGAAUAAAGUUUUGCGAUGAAAAAAAUAUUUUUGAAACAGUAAAUUUUCAUUUGGAAAUUUGAAAAAUACAAUAUUUCAGUUAUCUUACAAGUUCGAAUUAUCACAACAACAUUUUUGAACCGUCAAAAAAUAUUUAAAGUUUUUGAAACAGUAGAUUUUUUUAGAAUUUCAGUAUCAAAUUCAUAUUUAAAAAAAAAAAUCGAAAAUUCUGAUUCAGAGGAAAUUACUUGGCUGAAAAUCGAAAUUCUGAAAAAAAAUUCAUCAUUUUUCGAAAAAAAAAUUCAAGAAACUCAAAAUUUCAGUUCGAUCAAGAAAAUAGAUUAAAUUAGUCACAAAUGUUAAUUUUGAAACAGUGAAUUUUUGGAGGAAAAAAUUUCGAAUUUGAUAAGUUUUUCAACAACAAUUCUUGAUUAAAUUUAAAAAAUCAAUUUUCCAAAUCUCUUUUCCCUGAAACAGUGAAUUUUUGCAGGAAAAUAAUGUGCUUCUUCAAAAAGCUUCAAAAAUGUUGAUUCGAGACGAAUAUUCGGAUAUUGAAAAUGGAAAAGCGAUUUGGAUCUUGUGGAGAGGAAAUUGGUGGGUUUUUUCCGGGGAAUUUGGUUUCAAAAUGCUCCUCUGGGGAAUCUGA